AUGGCUUCUUCGGCAGCAUCAGGACAGUACAGCUGUUUCUUUGAGAGCACUGUUUGGGAUGUUAAUGCCAGCGACAACACCACCCCUCCUCGCAAGAACUCUGAGACCCACGAGGUCACUGUCAAGGAGUGCGAAGAGCGCAAGUGCACACAAGGUGAAAUGGCUAUCAGCCCUGACGAACAGCCUCAAGGCCACGAGAAGGUCAGCCCGCAAGUCGAAUUCAACGACGCUCUCAACUACAUCGACAAGAUCAAGAACCGUUUCCACAAACAACCAGCCAUCUUCCAACAAUUCUUGGAAAUUCUGCAGUAUUACCAACGCGAGUGGACAUCCACUGAGGAUGUUUAUGCUCAAGUGACAAGACUGUUCGGCUCAACAGCUCCGGACCUUGUGCAAGGGUUUGAGCAGUUCCUUCCAGAACACGCGAAAGCAGCCGUUCUUGCAAGAGCCCAGCAGACCCACAAGGUUACUGUUGAGGAGCGCGAAGAGCCCAAGUACACACAACCCGAGAACGCACAAACUGUUGAUAUGGUUCUGGAAGACAAGGCUUGCAUAGUCGAGGACAAGGAACAAGCCGAUGAUGAGUGGGCUACUUGGGGUCAGUGGACUCCCGAUGACUAUUGGGCUACUGAUGACCAGUGGCCUAUGCCUAUUCAUAACCAAUGGCCUACGGAUGCCAGAGUGGGAUACCGUUAG
This is a messenger RNA of Aureobasidium musti, 696 nucleotides long. The record is from the annotation of a GenBank genome assembly. Lineage: Eukaryota; Fungi; Ascomycota; Dothideomycetes; Dothideales; Saccotheciaceae.